AUGAACAACAGUUCCCAUACCGGCCUCUACCAGUCUGCCAACAGUAGCACUUCCACUCUGCGUCCUCGUGCCGCCCGUCUGAUUUCAUAUUUGGACGAUGAUACCGCCGACACCACCGCGAUAUCCACCUCCUCCGCUUCCACUCCUCCCCGUUUCCCCAGCAGAGGAGUAUCCCCUAGUCUGAGCACAAAGCGCUCCAAAUCCCCCGACAAAUCUCAAAAUGUUCCCACAGUGAAGCCUUCCAAUGCUACGCCUUCGGGCUUACAGAGCCCCUCCAUGGGAAGCCAAGGGUUGUGGGAUUCAUGGUCUUCUAUACAGGGCAUUGCCUCAAGCCUGCUUGGAAGCGAUACAUCCACUUCCGGGAAGGAUAAGUCGAGGUCCUCUUUCAAGACCCCUGUAUGGAUGAAGCAGGACAAGACCUACAGCACUAGAAACUCCACUCUGCAGUGGGGACCCGCCAGUGAAUCUCCUCCUUCGGCCCAAGGAUCUAUUGAAGAGAGAAAGGCCAGAAUCGAAUUGAAGAAACGAGAAGCCUUACUGCUCGCUGCUGUCGCAGAGUCCCAAGACAGCUCCGGCCGGUUCAAGAGGAGGGACUCUGAUACGGAGCAGACGACUUCCAUUCCAGACGAUUCGAACCAAGAUGCACUUGUGUACAUGCACAAAGUCCAAAAGGGCGAUACUCUCCCGGGUGUCAUCAUCAAGUAUAAUUGUCAAGCCGAAGCCUUUCGUAAGCUCAAUCGGUUUUGGCCUAACGAUAACAUCCAGACACGCACCCAUGUUUUGGUGCCCGUGGAUGCCUGUUCGGCAAGGGGGAGGAAAGUGGACAGUCCAUACUUGUCGCAGGAUCUAUUUGACUCUCAGCUUGCCAAUGCAGAUACCCCAGUUCCAGGGUCUACUCAACCCCGUCACAACGGCGUGCCAUCCAUCAAUGGCAUUCAUCCGACUCUAAACUCUAACCUCGCCAUAUCAUCCAUCCUUACAUCCGAACCUCUUACUCAGGUAGCGUCUAUUUCAGAAGACAUAGAGUUCCGACAUGACUCGUGGGUGAUGCUCCCAUCCUUUAGAGACGCCGUGGAGGUUUUACGAGUUCCUCGCCGUGCACUUGGUUACUUUCCCCGAACGCGACGGAAAUCAAACGCAACUCUGUCUGGUAUUUCCACCAAUUCGACUCCGAGGACCUCCUUCGACAUGCUGCGUCACCCGCCGACGCAUGCGGCUCAAACUUCGGCGUCCUUGGUUACCUCUCCAGUCCGUCGACCAGGACAUCCAAACAGCCUCAGUUCCAACCGCCAGCGUUCUUCAAGCGUGACGGUCCCGGGUAGUUCCUUCGCGGAUGCUUUACGAGGACCUGGUGGGGUUGGCACGCUGAGCGGUCUGAGGACCGAGCUCUCACGUCCUGGUCCUGCCGAAGAUCCCUUGAACAAAAAUUUUGCUCAGUACUUGCCUGACCUGUUGCCACCUGAAGAAAUGCCUCGGACUGGGUUUAGUCUUCGACCAUCAGCUCGUGCAACCCCCCGUGCCAGCACCGAUUCGGCACGUAGUACUAGGUCAAAUAGCGCAAACAUGAGUGAUGUCGGAGUCGCAAUUGAAGGUUGGGUGAGGAAAAUGGCGGGGGCUAAGAGCCUCAGAGAUCGUAAUGGAACCACCCCCAAAAUGGGCGAUCUCAUCGAAUUAGAAACAAACAGCGAGAUUUCGGGGCCAGAUAUUGGUCCCAGGACCGAUAGCAGUCUGGACACAAACAUCGACCAAGCACGCCAGUCCGAUGACACGAUGACACCCAAAACUAUGCAUCCAAGUAGUGCUGAGUCCACAUCAACUUCCACAGCCACAGAGCAGGCGCUCUUGAACGAACGCUUUCCCAUGAGAGGUCGAGUACGGAAUGCCUAUGAGACGGGGCAAAGUUGA
Exophiala aquamarina CBS 119918 is the source of this 1905-nucleotide messenger RNA. RefSeq lists its product as uncharacterized. The coding region runs from base 1 to 1905 and encodes 634 amino acids. The record is from RefSeq and is a predicted model, not a curated record. The transcript has a single exon. NCBI's taxonomy places the organism in Eukaryota, Fungi, Ascomycota, Eurotiomycetes, Chaetothyriales, Herpotrichiellaceae.